This is a messenger RNA of Pieris brassicae (large cabbage white), 793 nucleotides long. It is a transcript of the gene Rpb5, whose product is annotated as DNA-directed RNA polymerases I, II, and III subunit RPABC1. Gene Ontology annotation, biological process: DNA-templated transcription. The record is from RefSeq and is a predicted model, not a curated record. Gene Ontology annotation, molecular function: DNA-directed RNA polymerase activity; DNA binding. NCBI's taxonomy places the organism in Eukaryota, Metazoa, Arthropoda, Insecta, Lepidoptera, Pieridae. Gene Ontology annotation, cellular component: RNA polymerase III complex; RNA polymerase I complex; RNA polymerase II, core complex. The coding region runs from base 133 to 765 and encodes 210 amino acids. The transcript has 6 exons.
ACUGUGGAGUGUUGACUGUUGAUGAAGUUGAUCAGUUGAGUGUUGUGGAUUGUACUGUGUUUUGUAUCUUGCAUUACUACUAUUAACUCCUUAAAUAAUAAACUUUACAAAAAUCUUACUUAAAGCAAGAAUAUGGACGAUGAUGCAGAAACUUAUAAGUUGUGGAGAAUCAGAAAAACCGUUAUGCAGCUUUGUCAUGACCGUGGAUAUCUCGUGACCCAAGAUGAAUUGGAUCAAACUUUAGAUCAAUUUAAAGAACAAUUUGGAGAUAAACCAAGUGAGAAAAGGCCAGCUCGAAGUGAUUUAAUAGUUCUAGUAGCUCACAAUGACGACCCCACUGACCAGAUGUUUGUUUUCUUUCCCGAUGAAGCAAAAAUUGGUAUCAAAACUAUAAAAACAUAUUGUACAAGAAUGCAAGAAGAAAAUAUUCAUCGAGCUAUUGUUGUUGUACAAGCAGGUAUGACACCUUCGGCAAAACAAUCACUGGUGGAUAUGGCACCAAAGUACAUAUUGGAGCAGUUCUUAGAAUCAGAAUUACUGAUUAAUAUCACAGAACAUGAGUUAGUUCCGGAACACAUUGUACUUACACCUGAUGAGAAGCAGGAACUCUUAGCUAGAUAUAAAUUAAAGGAAAACAUGUUGAUGCGAAUACAAGCUGGAGACCCAGUAGCCAGAUAUUUCGGACUUAAAAGAGGACAGGUAGUGAAAAUCAUCCGAUCAUCAGAAACAGCUGGAAGAUAUAUAUCUUAUAGAUUAGUUUGCUAAGAUUACUAUAAUAAAAUUACAUUUUAAU